Messenger RNA from Bicyclus anynana (squinting bush brown), 5842 nucleotides. RefSeq names its product probable G-protein coupled receptor 158 (gene smog). Gene Ontology annotation, biological process: G protein-coupled receptor signaling pathway. Bases 1 to 1962 code for a protein of 653 amino acids. The record is from RefSeq and is a predicted model, not a curated record. Gene Ontology annotation, cellular component: membrane. Gene Ontology annotation, molecular function: G protein-coupled receptor activity. Lineage: Eukaryota; Metazoa; Arthropoda; Insecta; Lepidoptera; Nymphalidae. The transcript has 11 exons.
AUGGCGCGGUGGGCGCGGUGCGUGGCGCUGUCGCUGGCCUGCGCCGCGGUGGUCGCCGCGCCCGCCGGCCCCCCGUCCGCAGGCCACCCGUCCGCCGGCCUGCCGCUCGCCGGCCCCCCGCCCGCCGGCCUGCCACCCGCCCCGCCUGACGCCUGCGAUCCGCUGCUGCUGAAGAGACCGCCGCCCUUGCCACCGAAUGCCCGCGAGUAUGAAGCGGCCGCGGCGCAGACCGCGCGCGCGCUGUCGGAGCUGGUGGAGCAGGGCGCGGCGGACGAGGCGCGCGCGGCGGCGCUGGCGCGGGCGGCGGCGCGGGCCCCGCUGCAGCCGCCGCCCGCCGCCGUCGCGCUGGGCGCGCCGCAGCUGCACCUCGGCGUGCUGUUCAUCGCCGACCCGCCGCGGCUCAUCGUGUUCCAGCAGAACAACUCCGCCACGCUGCAACAGUUCUGGCGAACCUUGGCCUCCGCCUGGAACGCCAGUUUAGUGUUGUGGUCCAAUGCUUGGUACUCGUGUGAAGGUAGCCGGGGCUGGUGGGGCGGGACCGCCGCAGCGAGAGGCGCGGGUCCGGUGCGAGCUGCCGCCGCUAUAUUCCGCCGCAUACCCGCGUUGCCGUGCGAAGAAGCCAUGUAUGAAUGGUUGGGUGGUCCACCGCUGUGUGAUCCGGUCACGACAGAUUGUGAAGCUUUUCCGACUGAAAAUGAAGAUCAAAGACUAGAGUAUCGAUGCAAAUGCAGUUCGGGGCACUGGCACGGUGGCGGGGUCGCGUGGUUGAGCGGUGCCAGACUAGCGACCAGCGGGCGACUCAACUGCACACCGUGCGGGCUGGGCAGCCACCCCGCCGCAUGUCUGGCCGAGGCAUACCGUGCCUCGCUCCUCGCGGCUAACCUUGCCGGCAUGCUGCUAUGUCUCGUCAUAGGGUUCAUCAUUUUCAAGAAGAGAAAAUGUAAAGCGGUGGCAAUGGGAAUGUGGACAGUGUUAGAAGUAGUUCUGCUGGGUGCGAUGCUUAUGUACGGUUCGGCGGCUUCCCAAUACAUAUCGGACGCGCGGUGGCGCUGCGUAGCGGGCGCGUGGCUCCGGGAGCUGGGCUUCGUAGCGUGCUACGGCUCCGUGGUGCUACGCCUGUGGGUGCUACUUGCAGAGUUCCGCACAAGGAAAGCGCACCGAUGGACUCCGAGGGACUCAGAGGUUCUUAGGAUAGUAGCGGCCAUGGUGCUGGGCGCGGCGUGCUACCUGUCCGCGUUCACGGCGACGGCGGCGUGCGACUCGGACGCGAGCGCGGGCUGCGCGCGCGCCGCCUGGCACCACGUCACCGCCGGCGCCGAGCUGCUGCUGCUGGCGGCCGGCCUGCGCAUCGCGUACGCUGCCAGGAACGCUAACGUUCCGUUUCAGGAGCGCGGCUGGCUGGCGGCGGCGCUGUGGGCGGAGGGCGUGUGCGGCGCGGCGUGGCGCGGCGCGUCGCUGGCGGGCGCGGCGCCCGAGCGCUCGGCGCUGGCGGCGGCGGCGCGCGCGCACUUGUCGGCCGGCGCCGCGCUCGCCUGCGUGCUGGCGCCGCGCCUGUGGCACGGGUACCGCGCGCGCUCGCUCGCGCAGGAGGUGUCCCGGCGCGGGCCGGCGGAGGGCUUCGGCGCGGAGGGCGAGGAGGAGCCCACGACGGAGGAGGUGCGCGCGGAGCUCAAGCGGCUCUAUGUGCAGCUGGAGAUCUUACGCAACCAGACGCUGCGUCGCGACAACCCGCACAUCAGCAAGCGACGCGGCGGACGCAAGCCGCCGCACCGACGCUUCUCUCUUCAGAAAAAGGGCAGUCGUGAAAAGGCACUGCAGGCUCGUCGAGGGGGUAAGAAUAAAGCUAGCAGUCAAAGUGUGGUCGAGGCCAGCGAGGCGGGCGACGCCUCCAGGACUCCUGAAGACUCCGUCUGUUCCGUCGAAGGUCCAUCACAUUACACUGACGGAGACACCAUAGCGUGAUUGAAUACCUAACACGAACAGCAGGGUUAUUAUGUAACUCAGUGUACCAUUCAAGUAAUUAGUCACUACAUCGUUUUUCAUCGUAAAAUAUUGUGUUUUCAACGAAAUUACACAAUUAUCGUCAUUUCACCUAAAGUAACAUUAUUAUAGUAGUAGCUAUCAGCAGGUACUAACGUUAUUUUAACGAAAAACUGGAAACUGGUAUUUUCGUAUAAACAAUCAUGUUAGAUGAUCGUAGAAACAAAAAAACGUUACCACUUAAUGUAAAAUUGUGCAGUUAAUGUUAUUUCGUUGAAACACGUCGUUAGAUGAUUGCAAAAACGAAAAUACGACGAAAAACGAUGUAGUGACUGAUUAAUAAUUAAAUGGUACACCGACUUACAUAAUAACCUUGCUGAACUUUACCUUGAACGGCAACAUGAGGGGAACUUUGCGUUAAAGUUUUACUUUAACCUUCAAAAGGUCACGUAAAAGCUUGAAAAAAGAUUGUUAUUGACGACAAAAUAAAAUAUGUAACAUUUAAAAGACUCGCUUAGUAAUUAAUAAACAUAAUUGUUAAAACAAAAAGGAAUUGAAAAAAUGGUAAGUGUUGUUGAAAUGUGGGGUUUGUAAAAUAUCUCUAAUACUCUAAUCGUUCAGAAAAUACCAAUUGUAUAAACAAAUGUGAUUGUUGUCAGAUUUUUUUCUAUGAAAUAAUGUUACGGAAUUUAAAUAUUUGAUAUUUUGUUUUCAUAUUUGGAAUUUUCUAAAUGUUUAGAAUCUAUAUGUAUGUAUUUCGUUAUACAUUGUCAUUAGAACUCAAUGCGUAUUUUAAAUGUUCUAUGAAUGUUGACUUUAUAUUUUUUCUCUUUAUAAUGUUGAUGUCUAGAUAAUUAUUAGGAAGUGGAUGUUUCGUCUAUCAUACCCAAUAAUAACAAUAUUUGAUCUUUUUGUUAUACAGUAAAAGGUCAUUAUUCGCGGGGGAUACGUUCUCUUAAUGUGUCGCGAAUACAGAAACCGUGAAUAUGGAAUGGUAUUUUUUAUGGUUUUAUAAGGGAUACAUCCUUGAGUGACAAAAUAAAUAACAAAUAUAUAAAGAAAAAACAAUUAAUUAAAGUUAUUGAUUAACUAUUAUCUUCAGACAAUGGUUUGAAGUAUUUUGUAAUUUUUUUGCUUGACAGUUUUUAAAAGCUUCUAUAAUUCAGAGUGAUUUUAAGCAGUGCCAUUCCUAAUUCGCAAUUUCGGCAAUAGGUAUUUGCAAGUUAAAGUUUAAAUUUGCAGAUUUUACGUCAGUUUCGUCAGUCAGAUCCGCGAAUAGCGAAAUAUUUAGCCGCGAAUAUAGGAAUUGGGAUGCAAUUAUUUAAUCCGCGAAUAGUGAACACGUGAAUAAAGGAAGCGUGAAUAAGGAGCUUUUACUGUAUCUAUUUUUAUCGCUUAAUUAAUUCCCAAAUUCCCAAUCGAUUGAUAAAUAAGUAUGUUGGCUUCACCUUACAGUUAUAGGUACGUACACCUGAUAUAAUAAUUAGGUACUAUGAUAUAAUAAUUUCCCAAUUGCGGUAGUAGGUAUAUGAAAGAUACAAUAUACAUAGUCCCUAACUUUGAACUAACAAGUGACUCAAGUAUGGUACCGACUACCUAUAAAAUGAAACGCAUAAUGCAGCUACUCUAAAUACAAUAGAUAUCUACAAAUUUAAGUAGACUAUUUAUAACUGAUAACACAUACCGAAUUGUAGGUAUAGUUAUUACUACCCGGCUGGAAUAUGUUUUCCUUUACCUCGCCAGUAUGUCUAUUUAAAAAAAUCUACGUGUCCAAUUUACCGCAAUACGUAGACUCGUAGCACGUAGACGUGGACGAAUUCUAAUAACUGGCUCAGAUAAUGACCUCUCUAUAGAUAAAAUGUUAUUAAGUUCUGUUUUUAUUCUUUAACAAAUCAACAAGUUAUACAAGUAGUUAAUCUGUUCUAUUACGGGAAAUCUGUUUAGCUUUGGAUGAAGUGGUGAGAUGACAGACCUUGCGCGUUUGAGCAUAGACACCAUAGAUAAGCGUUUGAGUGUGUAAGCUGAAAGAUCAUCUUUGUGUUCUAUGUUUUAAAACUUUAUUGCACAUCUAUAAAGAGGAGAGAUUUGAUUGUUUGUUUGUUUGCAUUAAAUAGGCUCCGAAACUACUGAACCGAUUUGGAAAAUUAUUUCAUUGUUUGGAAGCUACACUAUCCCCAAGUGCUAUAUGUUAUAUUUUCACCCCUUAUUCUACAGGAACGGGAACUACGCGCGUAAAACCGCGAGGUUAGAUAAUAAAUAUGUUCAAUGGCGAAACCUAAUUUCUACCAGUAGGUAUACAUACCUAAGUUCCCACAUAGUUCAUUCAGUUUUGUAACAAAGCAAAAACAAUACAACAUAUAACCAAAUAUCCAUUAAUAGGGACAUCGAAAUAGCCAAAGGGACUCCCCGGAAUGUACCUAUAACUGCAAUCAUUGCGAUAGAUUGUGCUUAUAUCCCGUUUACCUAACGUUAAUUUAACAAGUUUAAUUUUAACUCAAAAGCUCAAGUGCAAGCUAAUCCGAAGUCAAAUAAAGAUGCAUUCUGAAGAUAAAGAGCUUUUAGUUUAUGCCUCACUUAUUUAAAGAAUUAAUAAUUUAGCCCUGAUUGCUGUAGGUACGCCUGGUGAAUUUCAUAAGUUGCAAUUUUUUUUACAACUUUCUCUCAUUGUCUCUCUAAUCUUGAUAUGAAAGAAAGAAGAAAGAAAGAAAAUAAAUUUAUUCAAAUUUAAAAGUUACAAACAGUAUCCUUAAUUAAAAACAGCAUGUCUGUCUGUAACCCUUAAAAAAGAAAGUGUGUACAGCUCAGCAUAUGCCGUGUACUAUAUACAAGCAUAACACACGGCGCUGAUUUUCAGCUGAGACCCGUGUGACGCCACAGCUAACAUAAAAAAAAAAAGAGAAAUGAAAUGAAAUAAGUAGUAGGUAAAAAGAUCGCAGCGCUGGAUCCAAUUCGGAAAUGUUGUUUUUAUUUGUUAUACGAGUAGAUAGGUACAUGUACAAGUAUCUAUUAAUGGAUCUCCAGUGAAAUAAUGUAAAUAGUUGUUUUAAUGGAAGUUGUAUAUGUAUUACCUAUAUAUUAUGUAGAUUAGUUCAGUAAGUCCUGAGAACUUGAGCGAACUUAGACAACAGCGCGAUUUUUACAUAAUUCCCUUUUACUUUUUAUUUUUAUCAAAAACUAGGCAUGUAGGCACGUUGAUUCUCUUUCUACAAACGCUAACGCUUCGAAAACUACAAAAAUUUAUGCGACAGAUCCGAUCGAUAACUUUAUUACGUGACCUGUCGAUAGCAAAUGUCAUUCUCAUAUACUUCUCAAUUUUCGAAGCGUUUGCGAUUGUAAAUAUAGAAUUGACGCGCCACAUGGCUACAUGCCCUGGAUACUUUAUAAAUAGACAUUGUUAGUGUUAAGAUAAUAUAAAUGACUUAUAAAUGCAAAUUUUAUGACUUAGAGAUGUUUAAUACUUAUUUGUUGCGGGCUUCGCGAAUUUAUACAAAACCCUUGGAUUUAUAUUCUAAAAAUGAUCAUUUAAAAGUCCUUAAUUCUGAAAAAGCAAUAUGAUAAUGUUUUUAUACUUAUUUAUAUUAAUUGUUUGUCUUGGUGGAUGAGCGGAGCUAGUAAUGCAGGUUUCCAUCUAUUAUAGGGGCUCUUGUUUGCAACUUGUAUUUAAUACUUUAAUUAAUUAAUGAACUCUUUUUCAUUUAUUGAUUCGCGCUGUUGUCUAAAUUGUUUGCUCAAUACUUCAAUGAUGUUUAUCAAAAAAAAAAAUCAUUUACGUUGAGCUUCAUCAAAUGUUCGCGACGAGGCAAUGCCAAAGAAUAAGUAUUUAUUAAAUAUAUUUGUUAAAUAAACAGUAAGAUUCAUAAUA